UCUUUCUUUGUUGGACACAAACCUCCCGGCUGAAGCGGAACCCGAGCUCCGGAACUUCAUGGGGAAGCGUCUCUCCCGGGGAGCCAUGUUUGAAGGGAUGGGGAACGUGGGUUCCGUGGAUCUCAGCUCUCCGGAAUGUUCUCUGGGAUGUUAUUACUGCCUGAUCCAGCAGAUGGGAAAUCCAGAGCCGGGACCGCUGCCCUCCGAGCACAUCGUCUGCUUCCUGGGGGGGUCAGAGAAAGGCCUGGAUCUCUUCAGACUUGAACUGGACAGACAUGUGGAGGAUCUGAAGAUGAAGAUUCAGACGGGGGACCUGGACUCGGACAUCCGGCCUCACCUGAGCAGUUGGUUUGAAGACUCCAUAUUGCCGAUUCAGCGGAUAGUCGGCCUUUUCCAGGAGAAGAUGGCCUUCCUGUUACAUGCGGCACUCAGCUACACUCCGGUGGAAGUGACAAACUCCGAUGAGAGGACGAAGAACGACAUCAGCAGGUUCCUGAGCUCAGCCAGUCUGCAGGGUCUGGUACAGGAGGGUACAAUGGCAUCUCUGUGCAUCGCCAUGACUGAGCGCCAGCAAUCCACCAUCACUGUGGACUUCACAGAGGGUCAGCCAGAGCUGCGGAAUGCAGUCAGCAAUCGCUUCUGUGAGGACUGGAUGCAAUUCUUCAUCAGCAGCUCUGAUGGUGGGAGCCCCUUCUUAUUCCGACAGAAACUGGAGAACUUCAAGCUGAAGGCCAUCCAGGACAUGAACAACCUGAAGCGACUGAUCCGGCAGGCGGAGAGCAGCCAUCACGCCCUCUUCCGCUGUUACACCUUCCUGAAGAAUUGUGGCAAUGGAGACCUCUUGUUACAGAUGGUGAAGGUGGAGCACGCCGAGAUGCCCGAAGCCAGCAGUGUGGUGACCGUUCUGGAGGAGUUCAUCCAGGAGGAAGGCUUCUCUGUGCAUAGCUCCUGAGCCCCGUGUGCUGUGAGCGAGGGUGCGCGGUCCAUGGUGUUGUGCGUCCCAGGGCACGCGCGGUCCAUGGUGUUGUGCGUCCCAGGGCACGCGCGGUCCAUGGUGUUGUGCGUCCCAGGGCACGCGCGGUCCAUGGUGUUGUGCGUCCCAGGGCGCGCGCGGUCCAUGGUGUUGUGCGUCCCAGGGCACGCGCGGUCCAUGGUGUUGUGCGUCCCAGGGCACGCGCGGUCCAUGGUGUUGUGCGUCCCAGGGCACGCGCGGUCCAUGGUGUUGUGCGUCCCAGGGCGCGCGCGGUCCAUGGUGUUGUGCGUUCCCAGGGCGCGCGCGGUCCAUGGUGUUGUGCGUUCCCAGGGCGCGCGCGGUCCAUGGUGUUGUGCGUUCCCAGGGCGCGCGCGGUCCAUGGGGUUGUGCGUCCCAGGGCACGCGCGGUCCAUGGUGUUGUGCGUCCCAGGGCACGCGCGGUCCA
Molecule: messenger RNA, 1418 nt
Organism: Rana temporaria (common frog)
Lineage: Eukaryota; Metazoa; Chordata; Amphibia; Anura; Ranidae
Gene: C12H17orf75
Product: chromosome 12 C17orf75 homolog
Cellular component (GO): trans-Golgi network
Source: RefSeq, a predicted model, not a curated record